Molecule: messenger RNA, 1626 nt
Organism: Thamnophis sirtalis
Lineage: Eukaryota; Metazoa; Chordata; Lepidosauria; Squamata; Natricidae
Source: RefSeq, a predicted model, not a curated record
AUGAUGCAGGAGAAGCUACGAGACAUUCUGCUUCAAAAUGGAAUCAACCCACCUAUUGUACUUGCUGUUGCCUGUGGCUCAGUCACAGUGGUUGUGUUAUGGAAGUGGGUGAUACAUAGAGAGAUUCAGAGGAAAAUGAAAGAAGCCCGACAAUGGAGAAAUAGCAGCCUGGAACAAAUGAAAAAAGUAGCUUGGAAGCUUAAACAGAAGCAUUAUAUCAAGCAAGUUGUGUUUUCUCUCCCAAAGGGACACAUCUCUACCUGUGGCUUGGUGCAAUAUCUUGACAAAGUAGAGGUUGAUGACAGCGUGAUAGUAAAGGUUUUGAAGAAACAAGGAGCAAUUCCAUUUGUGAAAACUAAUAUUCCUCAGAGCAUGAUAAACUACGAUUGCAGUAACUUAAUCUUUGGUCAAACGAAGAAUCCCUUGAAUCACAAGAAAAGUCCUGGUGGGUCCUCUGGAGGAGAAGGGGCACUGAUUGCAGGAGGUGGAUCCGUCUUGGGCUUUGGGACAGAUGUUGCUGGAAGCAUUCGCCUGCCCUCCAGCUUCUGUGGGCUUUGUGGACUCAAACCAACAGGCUCUCGGUUAAGCACUCUGGGUCUUGCUAGUCCAGUGGCAGGCAUGAAAUCAGUGACAGCAACAAUUGGUCCAAUGGCAAGAGAUGUAGAUAGUCUGGCUCUGUGCAUGAAAGCUCUCUUAUGUGAUGAGUUAUUCCACCUGGAUCCUUCAGUACCACCCUUGCCAUUCAGAGAAGAGAUUUACACCAGUUCAAAUCUCCUUCGGAUUGGAUACUACAAAGAUGAUGGAUACUUCGAGCCCUCCCCAAGCAUGAAAAGGGCUGUUCAGGAAACAAAAAAUCUUCUUCAGGCUGCAGGACACACACUCAUCCCCUUUGUCCCCCCUCGACUUAACUAUGUAGUGGAUGAGCUUUUCACUAAAGGCAUCUUUUCUGAUGGAGCUGCAAAUUUACUGGCUAAAUUCAAAGGGGACAUUGUUGAUCCAGGUUUGAAAUCCCAGAUUAACUGCUACAGUAUUCCCACCAUACUGAAAAGGAUUUUGGCACUCAUUUUAAAACCAGUGUAUCCCCGGAUUGCCAGAGAUCUCAAUGCAUUAUGUGGAGUUGGGUCAGCCAAACACCUUUGGAAGCAACAUGCAGCAGUGGCAGCUUACCGUGAAGAAUUCAUUGCUGAAUGGAGGAAGCUGAAAUUGGAUGUCAUCCUCUGUCCAGUCCUAGGACCAGCUUUCAAUGAAGGCUAUCCUGGAAAACUGUUUGCUGCUACUUCAUAUACUAAUUUAUACAAUGUCCUGAACUUCCCUGCUGGGGUUGUGCCAGUCACUAAUGUCACCCAGGCUGAUGAAGAGGAGCUGAAACAAUAUGAAGGUCAUUAUGCUGACCCCUGGGAUAAACGGCUGAAAGAGGCUGUCACGGAUGCUGUUGGUCUCCCUGUAGCUGUCCAGUGUGUAGCUUUGUCUUGGGAGGAGGAGCUGUGCCUUCGGUUCAUGAAGGAAGUGGAGACCCUCACCUGCAAAAACAGACUGAAAGCAUAAUCUGUUGCUCAUGGUUCCUCUUUGUUUUGGAUAGCCUAAUGCAGAAAAAUGGAAAAUAAUAAACAAUUCAACAUGGCACAA